Messenger RNA from Hansenula ciferrii, 1557 nucleotides. RefSeq names its product High-affinity nicotinic acid transporter. The coding region runs from base 1 to 1557 and encodes 518 amino acids. The transcript has a single exon. Gene Ontology annotation, cellular component: plasma membrane. The record is from RefSeq and is a predicted model, not a curated record. NCBI's taxonomy places the organism in Eukaryota, Fungi, Ascomycota, Saccharomycetes, Phaffomycetales, Wickerhamomycetaceae. Gene Ontology annotation, molecular function: transmembrane transporter activity. Gene Ontology annotation, biological process: transmembrane transport.
AUGACUAAUAAUCAAGCUGGUUUAGAGAUUAAUAAAUCUUCAACUACAUCUUCACAACAAUUUGAAGAUGUUGAUAUUGAAAAAACAAAUUUACAACAACAAACUGCUUCACAUGAAUUGAAAACUGAAUCUGAAAAAAAACUACAAACUGAUCAAUUAGCACAAGAAUUAGGAAUCAAUGAACGGAAAUUAACUUGGAAAUUAGAUGUUUGUAUUGUUCCACCUUUUGUUUUACUAUAUUUCCUUGCAUUUUUGGAUAGAAUAAAUAUAUCAAAUGCAAAAGUUUAUGGUAUGGCUGAAGAUUUAAACCUAAAGGGCAAUGAAUUUAACGUUGCAUUAACCAUUUUCUUUGUUCCAUAUGUUUUUUUUGAAAUCAUUUCAAAUCAUUUAAUGAAGAAAAUUUCACCUCAUAUUUGGUUAUCUGGUUGUAUUUUAUUAUUUGGUAUUGUUACAUUAGCUAUGGGAUUUGUCAAGAAUUAUUCAGGUUUAUUAGCAUGUCGAUUUUUCCUUGGUGUUUUUGAAAGUGCAACUUUCCCAGGUAUUUUCUAUAUUUUGAGUACUUAUUAUACAGGAGCAGAAUCACAGAAACGAUUUAGUUCUUUUUUCAGUUGUACAUGUCUUGCAGGUGCGGCUGGUGGUGCUAUCGCCUUCAAAAUCCAUGAUCUAGAUGGAACUCAUGGUUAUGGUUCAUGGCAAUGGAUCUUUAUCAUUGAAGGAACAUUUACUGCUGGAUUAGCAUUUUUAUUAUUCUUUAUUAUUCCUGAUUUCCCAGAAAAUGCAAGAUUUUUAAAUGCAAAUGAACGUGAAUUUGUUAAAAGAAAAUUAGAAAUUCAUUCAGUUUCAUCAGGUUUAGAAAUUAAAUAUAGUUUUAAAGAUUCAUUAAAAUCUUUUAAAGAUCCAUUAUAUGCCCUUACAGCAUUAGCUUAUUUUGGUUUAAUCAUUCCUUCAUAUGGUUAUGCAUAUUUUUCUCCAACAAUCAUUAAAGAAAUGGGUUAUACUGCACAAAAUGCAAACCAACACUCAGUUUAUCCAUGGUUAGCUGCUUUUGGUUAUACAAAUAUAAUUGCAGUGAUUUCAGAUUUAACAAAAUUAAGAUCUCCAUUUGCUAUAUCAUCAGCAUUAAUUGCCAUUGUGGGACUUUCAUUAGUUUUAGGACUUGUUGAUAAUGCAAAUGGUCGUUAUGCUGGUUGUUUCCUUGUUGCAACUGGAUUAUAUUCUUCAAUGCCUUCAUUAGUUUGUUGGACUGCAUUGAAUUUUGGUGGUCAUAUGAGAAAAUCUUUAGGUACAGCUAAUCAAGUUGGAUUUGGUAAUAUUGGUGGUAUUGUAUCAACUUUCAUCUUUUUGGCUGUUGAUGCUCCUCGUUAUGUUAAAGGUUUAAGUAUUGGUAUUGCUUUUACUGUUUUCAGUAUCUUGAUGAUGUUGAUUAUGAUUGGGAUUUAUCAAAGACGUAAUAGUAUUAAGAAGAGUGAUGGUUAUAGAAGUGAAUAUUUUAAACAAAGUGAUAGAGAUAUUGUGUUGGGUGGUGAUAAACAUCCGGCUUUUAAAUAUUUAUAUUAA